This is a messenger RNA of Dermacentor albipictus, 970 nucleotides long. RefSeq names its product BEN domain-containing protein 5-like. The record is from RefSeq and is a predicted model, not a curated record. Gene Ontology annotation, molecular function: DNA binding. NCBI's taxonomy places the organism in Eukaryota, Metazoa, Arthropoda, Arachnida, Ixodida, Ixodidae. Gene Ontology annotation, biological process: negative regulation of DNA-templated transcription.
CUGCAAGAAAGCAACAUCGGGGGCCGCAGCAUGAACUACUUCAAAUUCUGAAAAAGAAAACGAGUGACCUGAGGCAACGAGAGGUGGAGGCCUCUUCGCAAAAACUAAAAAGGAAGAAAGAAGAUUUUGGUGACCCCCGUGUUCUUCAUCUCCGUGAGAAGGUGCAGCGACUUGAAGACGUAAUAGAAAAACAAGAGCGAAAGAUAGAAGUAGUUCUAGCCAAGAACAAAACCCUCGAGCAGGAGGCAAAGGACCUCAGGCAGCUAAAUAUGAGGCUGCAAGAGAAAAUGCUGAUGAUGCUCGACAACAAAGGCUACUGUGGAGCUCCACGCCAUAAGAAUUCAUUUGAUGAUUCUGUCGUUGAGGAAACGCAAGCUAAUGAAAGCUUAGAGAGAACUGAACAGUCCACGCCUCCACUGCCACCACCAGCCAGUUGUGCCAGGAAGGAAAACAACAUGGUGGACAUUGGCCGUGGUUUGGCAAUUAAUGCGCAAGCGUGCAGCCACAUCCAAGGCCACCAGAAGGAUUCACUCUUUGUGAAAGAUCUCCUGCUGGGCAUUUGGCCAAAGGACCAAUUAAAAAACCGCUCUUUACAAGGUAAGCGGUGUCCUCGAUACCCAGAUCGGCCUGCAAAGGCGCCGCUGACACCUUCGAAGGUGGAAGUGAUGCGUGACUGUUACAGACAAAGACUACGGCGCCAGGGUGUCCCAGAACAUCUUUUGCCUGCUGCACUGAAGCAGCUGAACCAUUUUGUGGUGGAGAAGCUGGCAGACCUCGAGAGGCUGGCAAAACGGGGAAAGGACAACCAUGACCCUCAAGCAAGCCAUGAGUGAAUGCAGUGCUUCUGUAGUGGAAAUUUAUUUUAAAAUAUUUUCAAUAUUUUCACAAUAGUCAUUGUAAUAGUGAUCCAUGUUCUGUUUUAGCAGUAAUUUUUUAUUUAACACAUAUCUCAUUAAGCAUAUCAUAAGAA